AUGGGAAAGUUGAGAGAGGCCUUCAGAGGACGACGGAGAAAAAGUCAUGUCUCUUCCAGCGAAACUGUCAAUCAGCCGAAAUCAUCGCUGUCGUCCGCUGAAGACUCUAUCUCGCUUGAUUUCCCUGACGGCGUUGAAAUUCUGCAUGACUGUCCUAAUGCGACGGUUGACAUAUGUUUCGUCCAUGGCUUGACUGGUGACCGAAUUACAACCUGGACUGCCCCGGGGCAGUCUGAUCCCUGGCCCAAAACGCUUCUUCCGCUGAAGCUCAGCACGGCUCGCAUACUCGCUUAUGGUUAUGACGCCUACGUGGUGCGAAAGUCAGUUGUGGGAUCGAACCGCUUAAUCGACCAUGCUACAAAUUUUCUAAACGAUUUGACAACGGAUCGUGAUCUUCACAAUGCAGCGUCUCGCCCUAUCAUCUUUGUCGCUCACGAUCUAGGCGGUCUGGUUUGCAAGGAAGCUAUCCUGCGCUCACGACAUAACCCUGAUGCCCACCUUCGGGGCGUAUUUAAUUGCACUAAAGGUGUCAUCUUCAUGGGCACACCACACAAGGGAUCAUGGAUGGCGGACUGGGCCAAAAUUUCGGCUAGUGCUCUGGGCCUGGUGAAGUCCACCAACAAGUCAUUACUAGACCUCUUGCGGACGGACAAUCAGCUUCUUGAAGCUAUCCAAGUUGACUUCUGGUCCAUGAUUCGAGAAUUGCGAGAGAGCGGCAGGCGCCUAGAGGUCAUUUGCUUUUUUGAAGAACUACCUCUGCCUGUGGUGGGAAAAGUUGUCUCUAAAGAGUCGGCCACGCUUGAGGGUUACAAUCUGAUCAGUAUUCAUGCCAAUCAUCGCGACAUGGUCAGGUUCAGUUCUGCGAAUGAUAACGGGUUCAAAAGGCUCCUUGGAGAGUUGGUUCGGUGGGAGUCAGAUUCAAGGUAUUCUGUCCAGCCUUAA
Molecule: messenger RNA, 942 nt
Organism: Aspergillus pseudoviridinutans
Lineage: Eukaryota; Fungi; Ascomycota; Eurotiomycetes; Eurotiales; Aspergillaceae
Exons: 1
Coding region: 1-942 (313 amino acids)
Source: RefSeq, a predicted model, not a curated record